AACAUAACUGACUGACUUUUUCAUCUUCACUCAGGGAGAAAAUGGCCUCCCAUUUGGAGAAUGAUCUCUCCUGUUCUGUCUGCAGUGCCAUCUGUAAAGAUCCUGUUGUUCUGUCAUGCAGCCACAGCUUCUGUGAGGAUUGUCUGAAGAGCUGGUGGACGGAGAAACCAACACAGGAGUGUCCAGUUUGCAAGGAAAGGCCUUUACUGAGUGAUUCGCCAUGUGACUUGACCUCAAAGAACCUGUGUGAGGCCACCUUACUGGAGAGAGAUCAGAGAGCUUUAGAGUUUCUCUGCGGUCUGCACUCAGAGAAACUCAAACUCUUCUGUCUGGACCAUCAGCAGCCAGUGUGUCUUGUCUGCAGAGAUUCGAAAACACACAACAACCACAGAUUCAGACCCAUCGAUGAAGCUGCACAGGAUCACAAAGCGGAGCUGCAGAAAUCCCUGAAGACCUUAAAAGAGAAACUGAAGCUGUUUGAACAAGUUAAAGAUGACUUUAAUCAAACAGCAGAGCACAUUAAGGUCCAGGCCCGACACACAGAGAGGCUGAUUAAGGAGCAGUUUAAGAAACUUCACCAGUUUCUACAAGAGGAAGAGGAGGCCAGGAUUGCUGCUCUGAGGGAGGAAGAGGAGCAGAAGAGUCAGAUGAUGAAGGAGAAGAUUGAGGCUCUGAGCAGAGAGAUAGCAGCUCUUUCAGACACAGUCAGAGCCACAGAGGAGGAGCUGAGAGCUGAAGACGUCUCAAUCCUGCAGAACUACAAGGCUGCAGUGGAAAGAGUCCAGCAGCGCCCCCUGCUGGAUGAUCCACAGCUGGUCUCAGGAGCUCUGAUAGAUGAGGCCAAACACCUGGGCAACCUGACCUUCAACAUCUGGAAGAAGAUGAAGGACAUGGUCUCCUACACUCCUGUGAUUCUGGAUCCAAACACUGCUCAUCCAGAACUCAUCCUGACUGAAGAUCUGACCAGUGUGAGACACGGAGAAAGACAGAAGCUUCCUGAAAACCCAGAGAGGUUUGACAGUUACUGUAUUGUACUGGGCUCUGAGGGCUUUAACUCAGGGACUCACAGCUGGGAUGUUGAGGUUGGAGACAAUACAGCCUGGUUUGUUGGUGUGGCAGCAGAAUCUGUCCAAAGGAAGGGAGGUGUAAAGUCUGGAUUGUGGCGAAUAGGGUCAUAUGGUGGUAAAUAUACAGCAGUUUCCCCAUCACAUCCUGCUGUUCUCUCGGUUAAGAAAAAGCCCCAGAGGAUCAGAGUCCAUGUGGACUGGGAUAAAGGGCAACUGUUAUUCUCAGAUGCUGAUACUAAGACACACAUUCACACCUUCACACACACUUUCACUGAGAGGGUGUUUCCAUAUAUCAGUAAUGGGAAUAAACACCAACUAAAAAUAUUACCAUGGAAGGUCUCUGUAAAACAGCUUAGUCAGGGAUGAAGAUGUGGUAUGAACAGCGAUCAUUUCUUACAUGAGAAUACCGAACAAUUAUAGGUUAUUUGAAGGUAUGUCAUUUCCCUUAAAUACAUUAUAUUCGCUG
Messenger RNA from Epinephelus lanceolatus (giant grouper), 1533 nucleotides. RefSeq names its product zinc-binding protein A33-like. The record is from RefSeq and is a predicted model, not a curated record. Gene Ontology annotation, molecular function: protein binding; zinc ion binding. Lineage: Eukaryota; Metazoa; Chordata; Actinopteri; Perciformes; Serranidae.